AGAUGUUGCAGGAAGACUAUCCCUUAUGGACCGGGAAUUUUGGGAGUUACAGAGCUGCUUUUUCCUUGCCUUCAGUGUGCUGCCAUGUUAUUCCAGAAGGCGGACAUAUGGUUGUUGGACACGGAUCAGAGAGAGGUUACCGCCCUAUCCAGAAAGUACUGCAAGGACAUAAAAAUGGGAAAUGAACCGAUCAUUAUGUUGAACUGUAUCUUUAUUAUGAACCUUUUUCCUUGUUGUUUUGUCAGUUUAAGAAUGUUCUUAUACUCUAACAAUCAAAAUUUCAAGCUGCUUGUACUAUUCAAAAUCUCAAAAGUUCGUUGCACAAGUACAUGAAAAUGGAUGAAUACAGUUUAUAAAAAAGACAAAAUGAGGGUGUUGUUAUAUUGAAACAGAAGAAUACUUCUUUUGUCUUCUUAUCCAACACAUCGUGCAAAUCAAAUUUUUUUUUGGCAUGUACCUUACAUUUAUAUGUACUAUUACAAUCAUAUCCUGAGAUUUUUCUAAUUCUACGAAUAAACGCAUCAUCAUAGGUGUAGAUACAACUGAUUGCUAUCACUUCUGCUUCGGCUUGGAUUAUCUUAAGGCACAUCUAUCUUUAACUUGGAGUUACAGAUAUGAUUCCUGAUUUACUACAAUACCCUAAAGCUGCAGAAAAGCUUGAUCCUGGACGUGCUAUCUCUAUGGAAGAUACUGAGGAUGAUGUAAGUUUCAAGAUAAUGUUCAGAGCUUUCUGUCCUCCACAAGCAGUUAAACACAACCCGUGUUUGGAGUAUAUCAAAUGCAUUAUCCUCCCCUGCUUCGGAAAAUUUGAGGUGAUCCAGGAGAGAAAUGGUCAUCAAAAGAUAUUCACAAACAUGGAAAUGCUUAUCACUGAAUAUAAAUGUGGUACUCUACAUGCUGCUGACACAAAGUUGGCCCUUGCGAAGGCAAUAAACAAAAUACUACAGCCUGUCCACGAGCACUUCAGAAACAAUGCGGAUGCCAAAAAACUGCGGGAAGCCAAUAAGGUGAAUAUCUGUUUAUAAUUUGAUAUUAUAUAUGGUUGAGCAGUCUGAACACUUCCGAUGUCUUUGAGUUGUCAUGUGUCGAUUUGAAUUUCACUGUGAUAAAUAAUUUGAACAGCUGCACUCGAGUCGCUGAAUCUUCAUUAGGUUUUCGUUUCUCCAUCCCUUCUUAAGUAGGUAUGUGUAACAUGAGAGUAUGAGACCAUGUGCAACGGUUCUGAACAGCUUUGGCUGAAGGGUUGCAUUUUGUAGCAUUGCUAGCUCUGAUGGUUCAGUUCACAUUCUUAUUAAUAAAGUUAGAUACAUAAUAUGCUAGUUCUGGAACUGGGUGGUGAUAGUCCUAUAGUGUCAGUACUAUACAUGGGCUUGUGGGUAGGUUUGAAGUACCCAAUUUGCAAGUUAAGUGUCCCUUAAUCCAUGCUAGUGGGCAGAUUUAUAUGAUUGGGUCCUAGUUAUAUUGGGCUGGGGAUUAACCAUUUAUGUCCAACAUUUUGGUUUUACUUAUUAGAGUAUAGAGCAGGUUCAACUGACUGAAACAAUUUGGUUUCUGUUGUGAGGGUUAGGUUGUAUAUGUGUGUGUGUUAUGAGGGUCAAAAUGUAAAAUACACAUCACCUGUAUAUCUCUGUGAGAGUGAAUGGAGAAACGAGUGAGUUCCAGAAAAUUCCCAAAUCCUCUUCGUGUUGCAACAUGGUAUCAGAGCAGGUGAUGUCGGGCGCCCCUUGCCGGCGGUGAAUCAGCCCCGGUGGUGGUUUGGACGGAGAGUGGGGAGCUCGGCUCGGGAUUGAUUGAAGGCGGCGGCAGCCGACUUCAAGCCCGCGAAGGUGGUGAACCAGGUGCUGCGGACAGGCGCGUCGGUGGUGGCAGAGGCGCUGGUGCCAGAGGUGUUUUCGGCGGUGGAAUAGGCGCAGGAGGAGGUUCCACUGGCGGCCUUGGUGGCGGCGCUGGUGGGGGUGCUGCUUUCAGUGGUGGAUUUCGUGGUGGUGCAGAGUUGGUGACGGCAAGGUGCCUGUGUACGAGAGGAAGGCCAGCGCUUGGGUGCUUGCUGUACUGGCCUGUAGCAGAGGAGAGAAGGGAGUGGUGCUGACUUGCUGUGCUGAUUGAAGAGAGGAGGAGCAGGU
Lolium perenne is the source of this 2123-nucleotide messenger RNA. RefSeq names its product tyrosine--tRNA ligase 1, cytoplasmic-like. Gene Ontology annotation, biological process: tyrosyl-tRNA aminoacylation. Gene Ontology annotation, molecular function: tyrosine-tRNA ligase activity. Gene Ontology annotation, cellular component: cytoplasm. Lineage: Eukaryota; Viridiplantae; Streptophyta; Magnoliopsida; Poales; Poaceae. The record is from RefSeq and is a predicted model, not a curated record.